UGAUGUUUCUUUAAGCCUAGGAGGUUGGGGGGGGUGCUAUAAAAAGAUGAACAAAAGCUUAUGGGAAAAGAGGUUUCUCUAGUGUAUUAAAAAACUUAAAUUUAAUAAACUGGAAUGAGGGCCCAGAGUUAAUUAAUUACAGAGUUGUUGCAAGUUUAGUAAUUUAUGAAGAAAUAUCAGACAAUGCCCUGUGAUUGCUUCAGAACUCGGAAUGAAAAUGAAUAGGGGUAAGGAAUCAAGUAGCCCGUUGAAGGGUGGGACAUUAGCUUGACUGUCAAUCAACAAUCACUUUAAUCCAUAUCUGAGAAGAAUGGACCUUAAACCUUGUUAAUCUUAGUAUCAUAUCUUCUGAACUGAUAUAUAAUGGAAAAAACCUUUACUUUCUAAUAAUUACCACUCUCCUGAAGUGGAAUGGGCUUCCUGAAGAGGUAAUAGGUUCUUAGUAGUGAUGAAAAGGCAGGCUGGCUAGUGGUUAAAUUAGAUAAUUUCUAAGGUUCCUUCCAGCUCAGAUUCUAUGAUUCUGUGAAUGUCUCAACAAUAGAAACUUCUCCAGUCAACUUAGAAGCUAAAGAGUUUCUGAGGGAUUUUAUUCCUACAUUUUCGCUAAGUGCCUGGUCAAGACCUCAUCAUAGUUAAAGAGUUAUUUUUAUUUAAUAAAUUUCCGCCAUUAUUCUGGUGCCUUUAGUGAAAAUAGUGUAUCAAUUAAAAAAGAAUGGGAAAUGAAAAUCUAGAAUAAAUUGUGAUACUCAGUUUGAUUCUCAGUUCCCGAAAUCAGCCCAAACCUUUCACCCUUUCUAGUGGCACCGGCACCUUAAAACAGUGUAAAAGAGUAGAGUAUUUAUAACACACGAUGUCUCAUUUUAAAGCUACUCUCGUGUGGGUGGUCCAUUUAUCCGGAUUGCCUCUGCACACCCCACGGUCCACGCCUUGGGAAGAACAAUAGCAUCUCUGAAGUCGCCGUUACGAUGGUGGGAUGGAGAAGACUCCGUACCCUGCUUAUUAGGUUGGGGCGGCUUUAGGGGUCGCUGAUACCCUCCUCCCAGAGCUCUAAAGUCCCAAUCACGUGCCUCUUCCCUCCCCCUUUUUCGUCGCUGCCUUUGUGGCUUGUCUGUAGCUAAAGCGGCGGUGGACACAAAGGGGAGACAGAGAGAGAGAGGGGUGGAGAGCGUGGAGAGGAGAGAAGAGGAGAGGAACUGAUUCCCCCCCACCCCCCGCUUCCCGAAACCCCCUCCCCCAUCUGUUCCCUCUCUCUUACCCUCGCGCGUACACACAUACACACACACUCCCUUGCACGCUCACACACACACUCACAUACAUACACGCGCGCAUCCACAGAGGAGCGGAGGCCUGGCGGCUCGUGGCUUGCAGUGCUGAGCCAAGAGUUGGGGGCGCGGCUGUUGCUGCUCCGGGGUUCCCAUUGUACCACCGACUCUCGAACACCCGGGGAGGGGAUGCUGAAGUGCUGCCCCGGGGAGGAGCGGACAGGACGGGCGCGGCUGCUUGGUGGUGGAGGCUGCGGCCGCUCCUCCGGGGUGUGAUUGAUGCUCUGGGCCUGCUGCUCCCUGCGCUCAACGCCGUCCUCCUCGGGCAGUUAGUUAUGGGGGCCGCGGGGGCCGCCAGCGCCGCGGGGACCACACUCCGGCUGCCCGCGGCUCCCCAGCUCGCUUUCUGCUACACGUCGGUUUUUCUGCUUUUCGCUUUCUCCGUGCCCGGGAGCAGAGCGUCCAACCAGCUCCCGGGAGGCGGCGGCGGCGGUGGCGGCGGCGGGGCAGGAGCGGGCGCUGGAGCAGCAGCCGGAGGAGGAGGGGGCGCAGCCGGAGGAGGAGGAGGAGGAGACUGCCCUGGCACGGGCAAAGGAAAGAGCAUCAACUGCUCAGAAUUAAAUGUGAGGGAAUCUGAUGUAAGAGUUUGUGAUGAAUCGACUUGUAAAUAUGGAGGACUCUGUAAAGAAGAUGGAGAAGGCUUGAAAUGUGCAUGUCAAUUUCAGUGCCAUACAAAUUACAUUCCUGUCUGUGGCUCAAAUGGAGACACUUACCAAAAUGAAUGCUUCCUCAGAAGAGCUUCUUGUAAACAUCAGAAAGAGAUAACAGUAGUGUCAAGAGGACCAUGUUACUCUGAUAAUGGUUCUGGCUCUGGAGAAGGAGAGGAAGAAGGGUCAGGGGCAGAAGUUCACAGGAAGCAUUCCAAGUGUGGACCCUGCAAAUACAAAGCUGAGUGUGAUGAAGAUGCAGAAAAUGUUGGGUGUGUGUGUAACAUAGACUGCAGUGGAUACAGUUUUAAUCCUGUAUGUGCUUCUGAUGGGAGUUCCUACAACAACCCAUGCUUUGUUAGAGAAGCAUCAUGUGUGAAACAGGAACAGAUUGAUAUAAGACAUCUUGGACAUUGCACAGACACAGAUGAUACUAGUUUGUUGGGAAAGAAGGAUGAUGGAUUACAGUAUCGACCAGAUGUGAAAGAUGCUAGUGAUCAAAGAGAAGAUAUUUAUAUUGGAAACCACAUACCUUGCCCUGAAAACUUCAAUGGUUAUUGCAUACAUGGAAAAUGUGAAUUCAUUUAUUCUACUCAAAAGGCUUCUUGUCGAUGUGAAUCUGGUUAUACUGGACAGCACUGUGAAAAGACAGACUUUAGUAUUCUCUAUGUGGUUCCAAGUAGACAAAAACUUACUCACGUCCUUAUCGCAGCCAUCAUUGGAGCUGUACAGAUUGCCAUUAUUGUUGCAAUUGUCAUGUGCAUUACAAGAAAAUGCCCUAAGAACAACAGAGGACGUCGGCAGAAGCAAAACCUAGGCCAUUUUACAUCGGACACAUCAUCCAGAAUGGUUUAAUUCGAUGACUUUUAUAUGUACACCAACCAUGUGAUAAACAUUUUAUUAUGUCUUUUUUUAAAGAAUAGAAAUAUUUAUUUCAGAGGCCUUAUUUUUGGACAUUUUUAGUGGAACACUGUUGGCUUGUAUUUAGAAAAGCAUCAACUCUAACAAUUAUGGAGUUUCUGUUUUGUGUUUUUAAAUACUGAAUUUCAUUUUCUGUAUCUGUAACACAUGGUUAUAUAAGACUUGUACUUUACCCAUGGAAUGUAAUAUUUUUGCAAACCUUGAUCACUUCACAAAUAAUUAUAGUCACACACACACACACACACACACACACACAAGAAUCAAGCAUGAACUAAAGGUAAAAGAUGUUUACAAAUUACUUUUCAUACAAAAAAAAAUCCUAGAAGACACUGUGUUUAAAUAGAUAUUUAAAUGUUUUUGAGAUUUAGUACAUGAUUUUUUUAGAUACUGCUUAUCGCAUGAAUUGUGAAGCUGUAUAUGUGUGUAGCUGUAAAAUAUUUAUAAAAUGUUUGGAUUGUAAACCAAGCACUAUUCUCCUUGUGAAACAUUUCUAACAUUUGGAAAAGGUUCUUAUGGUGCUGAUGGAACAAAUCCAUAAAAAGUGGGCCUUGGUAGAUUUAGUUAUUGUGAUCAUUGACUUUAAAAGGCAACAGAUUGGAAUCAAGCCUACUUUUUUCAUUAAGACCAUUUUAAUAGUCACUUUUUUAAAGAAAAUAUUUGUUUUAAGACAAAAAAUGAAUCAAUUGUAUUAGUGUUUGUGAUUAAAAUGCAAAAAAACCCCCAUAAUUUACAAGCAGUGUUCUUGAAGAGAAUAUGCCAAGAGCUUAAAAAAAAAAACCCUCUCUCCAAAUUAGACUUCUGGUUAUAGUUAUAUUAAUAGAUUGUUGAUGUUUGGAAGAUCUGAAAUGUGAGUAGGAUGUAUUCAGCUGUUUAAUAUGUAGCUUAGACUUUCAAAAGUAUGCAUGUAGAAUUUAAUAAUUUGUUGAAAAUAAACAAUUGAUUUUAAUAUUUGGUUUGGAAAGCAUGUUAAAAUACAAUGUUUUCACUUUA
This is a messenger RNA of Antechinus flavipes (yellow-footed antechinus), 3880 nucleotides long. It is a transcript of the gene TMEFF1, whose product is annotated as transmembrane protein with EGF like and two follistatin like domains 1. The record is from RefSeq and is a predicted model, not a curated record. Gene Ontology annotation, molecular function: protein binding. Lineage: Eukaryota; Metazoa; Chordata; Mammalia; Dasyuromorphia; Dasyuridae. The transcript has 10 exons. Bases 1598 to 2824 code for a protein of 408 amino acids.